Molecule: messenger RNA, 2572 nt
Organism: Melanaphis sacchari
Lineage: Eukaryota; Metazoa; Arthropoda; Insecta; Hemiptera; Aphididae
Product: homeobox protein Dlx4b-like
Exons: 5
Coding region: 240-1244 (334 amino acids)
Biological process (GO): regulation of DNA-templated transcription
Molecular function (GO): DNA binding; DNA-binding transcription factor activity, RNA polymerase II-specific
Source: RefSeq, a predicted model, not a curated record
UUCAUUCCGCUCGUACCUCUUCGUCGGUCCCGGUCCGCGUCAGUAUAUUUUCUUCAUUUUUUAUUAGCGUGAAAAGAUAUAAAUACAUUAAUAUUGUUAUAACACAACUCUGAUGUACCUAUUUAAUGUAAAAAAUUCUACAAUUUAUACCAAAGCAAAUGGAUUAAACGAAAUACAUUGAAUAACAUUGAAAAUUGUUUUUCAUUACUGAUUUUCGGAGCAUUAUAUUUCAUUACAAAAUGGAUACGUCCUCAGACUCGGAAGGAGAACUCUCGCCUGGCGCUUAUAACCAAGUGGCAUACGACGCGGCUGCCACGAUGACCGAUUACGACGAUCCGGUGAUUGUCAAGUCGCCGUCUCGGCACUCAGAAUCCUCGGACAGUGGCAGCGAUGUCGCGGAACCACGCGGCGCCUUGGCCCAUCACAAAUUUUCCAUUGAUCGCAUCUUGGGCCGGUUUAGUGGUGGUGACGGUGCCGCUACGACGGCCAUCGACUCUUGUCCUGAGACAUCGGACACCGACAAACGCCACCGGAACGACUUGGCGUUGCACGGCGUAGAUAGCAUUGCGGAACUUAACGGUCAUAACUUUCCUUACUCAUCGCUGUUGUACGGCGGGUGGUUUGCAGCUGCGGCUGCUGCAGCGGUAGCUAAUAAGACACCACCAUCCCAUUUAUUCGGUCUUCAGGCACCAAAAACAGUGGGACGAAGAUCUAGAAAACCCGGUUUGGAUCGAAAACCCAGACAAGCGUAUAGUGCAAAACAGCUAGAAAGAUUGGAAGCAGAGUUUAAAACAGACAAGUAUUUAAGCGUGAGCAAGCGCAUGGAGUUGUCCAAGGCACUGAACCUGACCGAAGUGCAGAUAAAGACGUGGUUCCAGAACAGGAGGACCAAGUGGAAGAAGCAAUUGGCGUCCAAACUGAAAAUCGCACACCGACACGGAUACUUCCAACCGGUGCAGCACUACGCGUCGCUGUUCGCGCCUCACUGUUAUUUUCCGGCAGCAGCGGCGACGACGACUGCGUCGACUGCGAGCACAUCCCCGUCGGGUGCCGGGGGUGGACUUAAAAACUUCGGUAGUGGUUUACCACCACCGUCACAGCAGACGACUACUUCGACAGAACCUGAGUCACUGGAACACGACAACACGGUCGUCGUCGAACGUCAACUCGUGGCGACCAAAACGGAACGCCAGCACCAUCACCAUCAGCACAACCACCACCAUCACCACCAUCAACAGAGAUAAAACAACUUCCUGUAUUCAUUAUAUUCUCGUGUCAUCGCGCAUACCCAGCGUUAUUAUUGUCUGUCUACAAUUAUUGUGUUGUCAUAAGCAGUGCGGAGAUCUAAGUCUCGAAAGGUCGGCGGGAUGUAAUUGGGUACUGUUGUUGGAGGUUUCUUAAAAUAAAAAAUUAUUAUUUAUAUCCUGUCAUUUAAUGCGUUAAUUAAUUUUUUUUCUAUUUAUUUAAUAAAAGCGAAGUCAGAUUUAAAAGAAGAAAAAUAUUUCAAUUCCGUGGGAAACACCUCAAGAUUUGUGCGUGUUCUUUUAUGUCGAGUUACACGCAGGGACACGACUGAGUCCACAACAGAUCAAAAUAAAUGGAUCAGAGUAAUUUCUUAAAAUAUCUACUUUUUUCUCGAUCAUUAUAUUUAAUAUUAUUUACAAUCUAUCACUUUACAAAAUUUGGAAAUCUACGACCAACAAAUCAACCCCUAAAAUAAAUUCAGCCUUCAGACUUCGGUGAAUUGCACCCGCUGCACCCACACUAAGCUCAGCACUGGUUAUGGCGUCAUGCAACUGCUAGGCAUUGGUACCUAGGUACCUUACCUACCAUUACGAUUACCUACCGGUUACCAAUUAUUUUGGAUUUAUUUAAGACGCGCACAACAACAGCAAUAUUAAACAAUAUAAUAUAACGAUAUUGUGUUUGUUAUUGGGCAGGUCAGGUUCGUUCAAGUACCAUAUACCUAUAUAUUUAUCGUAACUUAUUGAGAUCUGCAUCACGCGACAAUUUCAAAAAAAUUGAGUUCAAAUUUUAUUUAGGUAUAUAGUAGGUACCUAGGACCUAGGUAUCAAUAUAUUAGUGACUUUUAGAAACGCGAGAUCAUGUAAAUAAUAGCUUUGAUGUAACGAUAUGUUGACCGUGUAAAAUCAAAAUGUUUCGAAAAGCCAAUAUUAUAAAUCUUAAGUAAAAAUAACUUUUUAGAAAUCCGUAUUUACACUUUUUAAGUUAUCGAUUGUUCGGAGUUAUACAUAUAUGUUGCUACCUAACUUCAAAAUUUCUAGCAUAGGAAUAGUUUUUUGUUCCUCCUGAAUUAUUGGCCACAGACCACAGUGGUUCUUCGGUAAAAAUAUGUAAAUUUAAUGUCUAUUUUAACGGUGAAACUUCUGAAUAGUGGACGCAAUCAGCUAACGAAAUUUUGUUCGCUAUUCGAAGGCGGUUGGGUGCAGAGCGGGUUGUGAGCUUAAAAUUGUAAACUGUAUUUAAGUAAAUGAAUACUACCUACAAUCUACAUAACCUAUACAAGUAUAUUACGUUAUGUAGGCAGAUGCACUAGAAAAUAGAAUAUUGA